AUGUCAGAUUCUGAACCUCCUGCGCAGCCAAGUCUGCCAUGGCGCAUUGCCUCAGCUACUGUCAUGUGCUCAGUUGGCGCAUUCGCAAGAGUAUUUAUGAACGGUUUUAAUACCCUCGAGGUCACAGGCCUACAAGGGCUUCUCGGGGUUCUUGACCGUAGGAAAAGGGAAGGGCGUGAGCGCGGGCUGCUCACAGUGUGCAAUCAUGUAGCAGUACUUGACGAUCCUCUGAUUUGGGGCAUGCUACCAAUGCGGUACUUCUUUGACGCAGUCAACAUGAGAUGGGGUCUUGGGGCACAUGACAUAUGUUUCAAGAAUAAAGCCACUUCGACAUUCUUCAGUCUUGGUCAGGUUUUGCCCACUCACAGAUUAUGGUACUCUCCCUAUGGUGGUCUAUACCAGCCAACCAUGACACAAGCCAUCAAGCUGCUGUCGGGCCCAUCACCAGCUUCAUGGUCUACAGCCUCUGACUCUCCUCUCUCUGCAACUCCUGCCUCGACAAGACCUCCUCCGGUUCCCCAACCACUCUUCUUCUCCACAAACGGUGUCGAUCAAUUUACAGCACCGUCUGCCUACUCAGCCUAUCGAAAUGCCUGGGUUCAUGUAUUUCCAGAAGCUUGUUGUCACCAAAGUCCGGAAAGCGGAUUGCGCUACUUCAAAUGGGGUGUAUCUCGCCUGAUCCUCGAAUCUGACCCGGCUCCAGAGUUCAUCCCCAUGUUCGUCCAUGGUACCCAGCACAUUAUGGCCGAGGAUAGAGGAUGGCCCAGAUGGGCGCCUCGUUUUGGAAAGACGGUCAAGAUAGUGAUAGGCGAGCCGACCGACGUUGAUCAGCUCUUCGGUCUGCAGCGGGCAGCAUGGCGCAAGCUUGUUACCAAAGGUGACCCAGAACUACUCCGAAAUAGCCCAGAGGCCACGGAGUUAAGAAUAUCGGUGGCCAGGAGAGUAAGAGACGAGGUCGAGAAGCUGAGAGAACGCGCAGGCUUCUCUGCAGAAAAGGACGAAACACCAGCUCUCGCGGAAACAUGGGCCAAAGAUCCUCUCCGCACAAAAUUUAAGAGCCCAGUCGAUGGCAGUCUUGUCAACAGACACGGGCCAAAGGAACGCCCAUGA
Molecule: messenger RNA, 1110 nt
Organism: Fusarium mangiferae
Lineage: Eukaryota; Fungi; Ascomycota; Sordariomycetes; Hypocreales; Nectriaceae
Exons: 3
Coding region: 1-1110 (369 amino acids)
Biological process (GO): cardiolipin acyl-chain remodeling; inner mitochondrial membrane organization
Cellular component (GO): mitochondrial membrane
Molecular function (GO): 1-acylglycerophosphocholine O-acyltransferase activity
Source: RefSeq, a predicted model, not a curated record